AUGCCGAUACCAAUCAAGAACACCAGCCAACACGAACGCCAGGCAAGUUUCGUGACGUCACGUCUGAUGUCACGAAGGCUUCGACAGAGCUCCGAGCCGCGCCGGAACCGGAGGUCAGUUUUGCUGAACCUCAUUACAGUCACAUCUUCUACAGAUAAGAGAUGUGUGUUGUCUACUUCAUCAGACAUGGAAGGAAUGGCACAACCUGGAGAUGUCAUGUUUGGAUUCAUUGUCCCACUCCAUUUGGACAGAGUUUAUGAAAAUGUUUCCUUCACCACGAGACCUCCAAAGAUUCCCUGUGCAACAUUUGAUGUUGACAGCUAUCAACAGAUCCAGGCAUUGAUAUUUGCAGUGGAAGAGAUCAACAAUAACUACAAUAUUCUACCAAACACAACUUUGGGCUUCCAGGUCUAUGACUCAUGUAAUGUUCUUCAGAAUGACUUGGAGGGUGCUUUGCAGCUAAUGACGGGAUCAAACACAGCCAUCGCCAACUAUAGAUGCCUUAAAAAUAUUCUCGAUAGUGCUAUUAUUGGAGCAGCCGUCUCCUCCAACUCUAUUCUCCUGGCUCAUGUUCUGGGACUCUUCCGGUACCCUCAGAUCAGCCAUUUUGCAACAAGUCGCCUAUUAAGUGACCACAAAAAGUUUCCAUCAUUCUUUAGAACGGUUCCCAGCGAUUUGUUUCAGUCUCAAGGGCUGGCUAAGCUUGUGUUAUAUUUUGGUUGGACCUGGGUAGGCCUGGUGGCUGUGGACAAUGACUAUGGUCAGCAGGGUAUUCAAGUGAUCAAGCAGGAGAUUAUCAAGGCUGGAGCUUGCAUCGCCUUCACCGAAAGCAUUCUUUCAAGUCAAGCUGACCGCAACGCUCGCCACAUAGUUAAGGUCAUUCGUCAGUCUUCAGCCAGAGUUGUCAUUAUCUUCUCCACAAUACCUGACUUGAUUCCAGUUGUGCAAGAAAUGUUGAAGCAGAAGAUUGAUGGGAAAACAUUCGUUGCCAGUGAAGGUUGGUCAACAUCCCCAUUUUAUGCCACAGCAGAGGUUUAUAAAAUUUUCUCUGGCACGGUUGGAUUGGCCCUGUACAGUGGAGUGAUUCCAGGAUUUGAAGAUUUUUUAAGCAAGUUUCACCUUUUCAAUGGUAUGGGAAGCAAUUGGUUGAAGAUGCGUUGGGAAGAAACUUUCAGUUGUGAAUUCGGAGCUACAAAAACGUAUGGAAACUCCUCAAGCGUGAUGGGUAAAGUGUGCACAGGAAGAGAGUCUCUGGAUGGAACCCAGAAUGGCUACCAUGAUGUAUCCAAUUUGAGAAUUCCAUACAAUGUCUACACAGCAGUGUAUAUCAUAGCUCAAGCAUUAAGCGAUCUUGAAGGCUGUAGACCAGGCGCAGGACCAUUUCUUAAUGCCGGUUGUGCAGGUAUUAGGAACAGGAAGCCAUGGCAGCUCUUAUACUACAUGAAAAAGGCUAGAAUCACACUGAGCAAUGGCCGAGAGCUUUACUUUGAUGAGAAUGGAAACCCAACCGCAUUCUACGACAUUGUGAACUUGCAGGUGAACUCAGAGGGCAGCAUACAAUGGCUCAAGGUCGGAAGUUAUGACACUGCAGCAACUCCAAGUGCAAUGUUCACUAUUAACAAAAGUGCUAUCCUCUGGGCGGAUGGAGAGAAUCAGGUGUUUCUUUUGGUUCAUGUUUCAGAUUCCUUUGAGUGCUACAAGUGUCCUUGGGAUAAGUGGCCAGACCAUCAGAAAACGAAAUGUCUUCAAAAGAAUAUAGAUUACCUCUCCUAUGAAGAUCACCUUGGACUUACUUUGGCGAUCAUCAGCACCGGGUCCUCUUUGGUUCCAACCGUGAUUCUCAAAAUUUUAGCAAAGAAUAAACACAGCGCCAUAGUGAAAGCCAGCAAUUAUUCUCUAAGUUGCCUGCUUCUCGGAUCUCUAUCACUGUGCUUUCUCAGUGCCUUGAUUUUCAUUGGGUCCCCCAACAGGGAGAGCUGUCUGCUACGCCAGCCUACAUUUGGCUUGACUUUUGUCCUUUGCAUAUCGUGUAUCUUGGCUAAGACAAUCAUGGUGUUGUUUGCAUUCAUGGCUGUCAAACCAUUGAGCAGGCUGAAGAAAUGGACCAAUAUUCGAGUGGCUUACGCAAUUACAACACUUUGUUUCUUACUACAGGUAAUCUUGUGCAUUCUGUGGCUGUCUCUAGCUCCUCCGCACCCACAGUACAGCACUCACAUUUACCCAGAACUCAUUAUUGCUGAGUGCAAUGAAGGCUCUACUUUUGCUUUCUGGAUCAUGUUGGGUUACCUCUUUCUCCUAGCCACUAUAAGCUUCAUUGUUGCCUUCUUGGCUAGGAAACUUCCCGACAGUUUCAACGAAGCCCAGUUUAUCACAUUCAGCAUGCUGGCCUUCCUGAGUGUCUGGAUAUCUUAUAUCCCAGCAUCCCUCAGUGCUCAUGGCAAAUACACAGUGGCCAUGGAGAUCUUUGCCAUUUUGGCUUCCAGUUGGGCUAUAGUCCUCUGUAUGUUCUUUCCUAAAUGUUUCAUCAUAUUGUUUAGACCACAUAUGAACUCCAGGGAAACACUGAUGGGCCAGGAAAGGAGGGGGAGGCAAGCAUGCGGCCCUCCCCUUCUGAACCAUACCAGUCCACAUUGCUCAACAUUGGGAGGGUAG
Molecule: messenger RNA, 2652 nt
Organism: Nanorana parkeri
Lineage: Eukaryota; Metazoa; Chordata; Amphibia; Anura; Dicroglossidae
Product: extracellular calcium-sensing receptor-like
Exons: 9
Coding region: 1-2652 (883 amino acids)
Biological process (GO): G protein-coupled receptor signaling pathway
Cellular component (GO): membrane
Molecular function (GO): G protein-coupled receptor activity
Source: RefSeq, a predicted model, not a curated record